Messenger RNA from Ilex paraguariensis (yerba mate), 2749 nucleotides. Lineage: Eukaryota; Viridiplantae; Streptophyta; Magnoliopsida; Aquifoliales; Aquifoliaceae. The record is from the annotation of a GenBank genome assembly.
GUCAUAAUAGAAUUUUCUUCCAACUCACUCUCUCUCUCCCCUUCUUCCUCUCCCACAUUUCAACGUCUCGCUCUUCGGCUCUUUUCAUUCCUCCGUUGAUCUUUUCGUUGGAGAAGAAGAGAGAGACUGAUACUUCUGGAUAUCUAUUCUUAACCUAAUUAUAUACGUAUCUACGUACAUAUACAAAGUUUUUGGGAUUAUUUGACAUGAAAUCUCUGGGGAAGCUGCGAAAAUUUGCACUCCACAAAAGCGAUGCGAAGGAGAAGGGAGAUCGUCAAACUUCGGCGCAUUUGGAUGAGCUUGCUCAGGCUUCUCAGGAUAUGCAGGACAUGAGAAAUUGCUACGAUAGCUUACUUUCUGCAGCUGCUGCUACGGCAAAUAAUGCAUAUGAAUUUUCAGAGUCACUGCAGGAAAUGGGGACCUGUUUACUAGAAAAAACUGCAUUGCAUGAUGACGGAGAAAGUGGCAGAGCUUUAUUAAAGCUCGGGAAACUGCAGUUAGAACUCCAGAAACUUGUUGACAGCUACCGUUCUCAUGUCAUCAUGACAAUAACAAAUCCAUCAGAAUCUCUUCUUAGUGAGCUUCGGAAAGUGGAGGAGAUGAAACUUCAGUGUGAUGAGAAAAGAGAGAUCUAUGAGUACAUGAUGGCACAGCAUAGAGAAAAGGGGAGAUUAAGAAGUGGAAAGGGGGAAAGUUUUACUUCCCAGCAAUUACAAGCCGCUCGUGAGCAAUAUGAUGAGGUGGCUAGACUGUGUGUUUUUCGGGUAGAAUCUCUUAAACAAGGGCAAUGCCGCAGUCUCUUAACACAGGCAGCUCGUCAUCAUGCAGCGCAGUUGAAUUUAUUUCGCAAGGGACUUAAAUCUCUCGAGGCCGUGGACUCACAUAUUAGAUUAGUAACGGAAAAGCAACACAUAGAUUACCAACUUAGUGAACUAGAUUAUGGGGAAGAUGAGGAGGAUGAAGGUUUGAGUAGCUAUGAGAGAAAUGAGGCUGGGGAGCUGAGUUUUGACUACAGACAAAAUAAUCAAGGGCUUGAGAGGGCUUGCUCAUCAAGGAAUUCAAUGGAGUUGGAUCGAGUGGAUGUUGCAUAUCCUCGAGCUUCGAAGUCAGAGGAUGCAGAGAUAAAUCUCGGCAAAACCCAAGUGGAGCAGGUUUUCAGUCGGCAGCCUUGGACAGUCAGCCAUUCUGCCCCAAUAUUUGCAGAGAAGUUUGAUCCAGUUGAAAGGAUAAAAGAAAUGCGACCAACCACUGGGAAGUUCAACACGUAUGUGCUACCUACGCCUGCUGAUGCAAAAAGUUCAACUUCAAGAACAAGCACUUCAAUCACCCACUCAAGUCCUAGCCUAAGAGGGAGCAGCCAGAAUUUGUGGCAUUCAUCCCCACUGGACACAGAUAAGCAUGAGACUAAUGCCAUGGAUGGUAAUUUGUCAGUACUACCAACCCCUCCUUUGGCCGAUGGAGUUUCUCUUCAACAGUUGGAUGCUCAUAAUACUCAUGAUACUAAAAAAAAUAAAAGACAAGCCUUCUCUGAUCCAUUAGCAAGUAAUCCUCGGUCCACCAAGCCUUCCUUAUCUACUAGUGGCCCCAUCACCUCUACUGAACUUCCCCAUCUAGUUUCUGGAUUGCUUUCUAGAGUACCAAUUCCUCAACCUUCUUCAUCUCAAAAUGUCCCUCGUAGUGCUUCACCUCCACUUGUAUCUUCACCCAGAAUUAGUGAGCUACAUGAACUCCCCAGGCCCCCUGGCAAUUUAGCCUCCAAGCCAGCAGGUUCUUCUGGCAUGAUUGGGCAUUCUGUCCCACUCGUCUUUAGAAAUCAAGAUGGCACUCCAACAAAUAAAAACCCAUCACUGGCAUCAAAUGCAUCAUCUUUGCAUCCUCCUCCAUUAAUCUUUCCGCGCAGUUUCUCUAUACCCUCUAGCAAUCAGAGAGCAAUGGCAGUACGUUUAUCCAAGCUAUUGGAAUCUCCUCAAAUUCCAGAAAAGGCUGACGAAGUAGCUUCACCUCCAUUGACGCCUAUUUCCCUUUCAAACAUGAAGUCAUUGGUAGCUGUGUCUGAAGUAGCCCCCGACUCUAGGCAGAUCAGAGAUGCUUGAGGCUGUUUGGUGGUGGUCAUUCCAACCUUUCAUGACUUCUCAGGUGAUAAAAAUGAUGGAGUUUGGUGGUGGGUCUUACAUUCGGUUUUGCAUUGCGGAUUAAUAAAUCAAAAGAAAAAUCUUCCUAUCACAAUGAACAGAUCUGCAACAUUAAAUGCGGAGAUUAUAUAUUUUCAGCAAUUUAUCUGUCAAAAAUCUGCAAGAACUUAAUAAUUGAAUAGCUAUAGAGUUCUUAUGUUUAUGAUGUUUUAUUUCACUGGUUAUCCUGUUUAUUAUAUCUGUUUCUGGUUCUAAAUGUCAAAUUCAGUUAUUGCAGGUGGGAGCUGAUAACGUUUGUUGAAGCUGUAGUUUUUAAAUUCAACUGAGGCAGAAUCUAUUUCUCAUCACCCAUCUGUUGGGGUCAGGUCUGUAAAUAAUAGUUUUUCUCUUAAUUUUUUAAUGUUUGUUGUUUGUCGAAAUUUUUGUUACCUUUUUUUUUAUUUGAUUGACAACAAUGAGAACCGAGUUCUUCGCAAUUUUGUCAUUAUAGUGGUCGCUGUGUUGUUAUUUGUCUCAAGAGCAAAUCUUGUUUUUUUCUUUCUUGGUUGGUUUGAUUGCUACACUGUUUUCAGGUUUUUUCUUUUUUUCUCUCUUCAACAGCUAAGUUGGGGUGCAUG